Molecule: messenger RNA, 522 nt
Organism: Symbiodinium natans
Lineage: Eukaryota; Dinophyceae; Suessiales; Symbiodiniaceae
Source: the annotation of a GenBank genome assembly
AUGAGGCUCUAUCAGCGGGUCGCGGAGCUGGCCGGCAAACCCACCGACAAGUUCGUGCUCCCCGUGCCUGCGUUCAACGUGAUCAACGGCGGCAGCCAUGCCGGGAACGGGCUUCCGGUUCAGGAGUUCAUGAUCCUGCCGGUGGGAGCCGGAUCUUUCCGAGAAGCGUUGCAGAUCGGGGCCGAGGUCUACCACCACCUCAAGAAGGUGAUUCAGGAGAAGUAUGGCCAGGAUGCCACGAACGUUGGUGAUGAAGGCGGAUUCGCGCCGAACGUCCUGGAGAGCGACGAAGCACUGCAGGUGCUGAUGACAGCCAUCGAGAAGUCUGGCCACGCUGCGAAAGUCAAGCUUGGCACCGAUGUGGCGGCCUCUGAGUUCUAUGAUGCCAAGGAAAAGAAGUACGACUUGUACUGGAAGGACAAGGAGAAGAAAGGGUACCCCAUGGUCUCCAUUGAGGAUCCUUUUGACCAGGCGCGCGGGGGUGUAGGGUUUCGGGUUUCGGGUGUAGGGUUUAGGGUUUAG